Messenger RNA from Bursaphelenchus xylophilus (pine wood nematode), 503 nucleotides. The record is from the annotation of a GenBank genome assembly. Lineage: Eukaryota; Metazoa; Nematoda; Chromadorea; Rhabditida; Aphelenchoididae.
AUGGCCGACCUCAAUACUAUCAAUGCCAAUCUGUCUACCCUUCCUAUUGAGACCUUGAGUGCCCUGAAACAACGAACUGAUGCCGAGAUUGAGUUUAUGAGCACUUCAAUUGCUACAUUGAGGAAGGCCCUACUUGCAUUUGAACAUGUUAAGUUGGCUGCCAGCAAGGUUAAGGAGUCAAAGGACGGACAAGAUUGUAUGGUUCCGGUGGGAAGCACUGUGAGUUUGUUAUAUCUUGAUUAUAAGGAAUUUAGUUAUAUGUGAAAGGAAAACUAGAAGAUCCACAGAAGGUGUUGGUUGAUGUUGGAGCAGGGUAUUUCAUUGAAAUGUCAGCAGAUCGAGCUGUUGAUCAUUACACGAGGAAGGUGGACCACAUCCGUGGUGAAGUUGAUAGUCUCCGAUCUAUUGUCCAACAGAAGGCCGCUAUGAGGGAUAUGAUUGUGCAAGCCUUACAGAAGAAAAUCCAGACCUUGGCUGCUGCGCAGCAGCCAACAACAUCCUAA